Messenger RNA from Sclerotinia sclerotiorum 1980 UF-70, 390 nucleotides. RefSeq lists its product with no specific name. The transcript has a single exon. The record is from RefSeq and is a predicted model, not a curated record. Bases 1 to 390 code for a protein of 129 amino acids. NCBI's taxonomy places the organism in Eukaryota, Fungi, Ascomycota, Leotiomycetes, Helotiales, Sclerotiniaceae.
AUGCGGCGUACACGUCUCAGAGAAAGGGCCGAGGCCAACGGCGCCCUGACAAACGCCGACUUGGAACUCCUCAUCGCUAUUCUCAACCAAGAGAAAAGUUUACCCAAUCUCGAUUAUCAUCGGCUUGGCAGUGAACUAGGCAUCAAUUACGGAGCAGCAUCGAUGCGUUGGUCGAGAUUUAAGGCAAGGUUGGAGGCGACACGAAAACGCGUUCAAGUAGUUGUCAAGAAGGAGCCGGUGGAGGAAAAGAAUAUUGCGGUAUCUGUGGCGAGCGAGCCUGUUGAGGAUUCGACUGCGUCUCCAGAAAUCGGUAAUGAAGUGAUUGAGAGAACACAAGGGGUGUUUGGAUGGCCGUACAAUGAAAUGGGUUGGUCGGACGACGAGGAUUAA